AACACGUGUUUGUUUUGCGAGACGAGUUUCAACAAUCUAAGCAAACCAUAACUGAGCUUAGAGAUACGUGUAGUUAUUUGCAACCAAAAUCUGUUUCCAGUGGAAAAUGGCUCAGCUUAAUUGUCCUCCUUGUACGCCUUGUGCAUCCGUGUGCAUUGAACAUCAACCGAUUCAAACGGAAACGUCUGUGGAUAAUCCAUUUCACAAGCCCAGAGAAACAACGGCAGCGGACAUCAAAGACUACCAAAAAGAGUUACUAACGAGCCCGGUCGGAUUGCCAGCAAGCGAUCCGCCUCCGUACCUCCCGCAACGUGCUGGAAACUCGGAUGGGUAUCCUUUGGCGAAACCAAUGGGCCCAAUCGGGCCAUGGGCGACGGGCCGUGUCGAUUGGGGUGCCCUUUCCGGCCAAACCGGCACGCGCCCGGUCGUCAACCAGUACUCCAUUACGCGCUACAGUGUCGACGAGUGGCGCCAAAGAAAUGCGGACAUGAUCAAUGCUUGCGAGACCACCGUAGACCAUAGCAUUCAGGUGGAAAAUGCUAGCAAAAAUACCAUCAUACGAACGUACGCAAUAGCGGACAAAACGCAAACAGAUUGUACGCAGAGUUUGCAUGUGCGGGCUAAAAAUAUCGACGAUUUAAAGUGCGAACUGGAUAGGGCCAUUUCUAGCAUGCAGGAGGAAAUUGCGGCCCUCGAACGGCAACGCCGACGGUUGAAGCAGUCACUGGCAGUGCUACGUAUGCCGGAGGCUAUCGCCAACGAAUGUUUGGAACGCCGUACGGGACGUCCAGAUACGGAGCUGAUUCGAGAUCGUCCAGAGGAAGAGUUGAUACAAGAGAUUAGUUUGAUUUCGGAAAUUAAAGCAAUAUUGCUUCAAACGCUUGCAAACAUUGAGCAGCAGCAAAGUGACAACCGCGCGGUGAGGCAACGAAUGGAGUUUGACUGGAGCGAAAAAAAGGUAGCUCACGAGAAUGAUGCAGUCAAUUGUAAUCUUCGCAAUCAGUCGACGAACACGCUGUUUAAGCCAGGAGCCACCAGAUGCUCUAAUGAGCAAUCGACUGAAAUCUAUUGGGAAAAAUUUACCCGUGAAACAUUGGACAUGUAUCACAACUGUCGCCACAAGUCGGAACAAUUGCGGAACACACUCGAUGCGAUACUUACGAACGCUGCAAGAGAUUUGCGCACCCAAGCCGAUAGCGUCGAGCGGGCGUUAGCAUCCCGUAUAUCGUGCAUGGAGGAAAUUCGUGAAAAGCUGGAGAUUGAUCUUCGCACUGUCCUACAGCAUCUAGCAGACACCGAAAUUCAAAUCGAUAAGCUGAAGGUUGCCAUCAGAAACAUGGACUACGCGAUGAUGGUUGUCCAAACGCGGCUGGAUAAUCGCAAUCAACGACCGAGGGUGGAAAAUUGUCGGGAUCAGCCUCAAAAUUUGCUGAUUGCAGAAGUAAAAUCCCUCGAGGUGGGCUCUUCGGCCAUGAACGCUCAGCUCAAACAGGAAGAGGACGUCAAGCAGGAGCUUGUCAAUCGCCGCAACGAACUCGAACGCGAAAUCAUGCUCAAGCGGCGCACUAUCGCCAUUGAUCGAGACCGUUGCCAGUUGCUGCGGUCGCAUUUUCCUUCCUCUACCGCUUUGAGCGGAUAUUGAGAUGUGUUCGUGGUAUUUUGAAGCGUUUGAUUUGCACAUUUAGCGAUCAUUCUUUAUUGACGCUUUCCUUGGCAACAGGCUGGUUGCAAUCAAUUGUUGACAAACAAUUCCCAGCCCAUCCAUUGCACGAGUUUGAAUGCUAAAUACACUGGCACGAGCGUUAGCGAAAUGUA
Molecule: messenger RNA, 1815 nt
Organism: Anopheles arabiensis
Lineage: Eukaryota; Metazoa; Arthropoda; Insecta; Diptera; Culicidae
Product: tektin-4
Exons: 6
Coding region: 107-1642 (511 amino acids)
Biological process (GO): cilium assembly; cilium movement involved in cell motility
Cellular component (GO): nucleus; microtubule cytoskeleton
Source: RefSeq, a predicted model, not a curated record